Sander lucioperca (pikeperch) is the source of this 4493-nucleotide messenger RNA. It is a transcript of the gene cacnb3b, whose product is annotated as calcium channel, voltage-dependent, beta 3b. Gene Ontology annotation, biological process: regulation of voltage-gated calcium channel activity; calcium ion transmembrane transport; chemical synaptic transmission. NCBI's taxonomy places the organism in Eukaryota, Metazoa, Chordata, Actinopteri, Perciformes, Percidae. Gene Ontology annotation, molecular function: high voltage-gated calcium channel activity; protein binding. The record is from RefSeq and is a predicted model, not a curated record. The coding region runs from base 277 to 1449 and encodes 390 amino acids. The transcript is spliced from 14 exons. Gene Ontology annotation, cellular component: voltage-gated calcium channel complex.
CAGAGAAAAGCUCCUUUACUUACAUGUGGGCUGGCACGAAGCUGAAGAAACCCACUGUACUGUACCAGUAUACACGGGUAUGUACACACCAGUGCUGCAGUCAGGGCAUCAAUUUUGUAUAGGAAAUGGCUAUUGAGGCAGCGCAGCAACGUCAGCUGUAAAGCACUUAGGCUGAGCGUGCCUCCCUCUCUCUCCCCACUGUAACCACGGGCUGAGAGGAGGAGGGUUCCGCCUUUUCUGUGCAAUGGGGGAGAAGAAAGCGCUUGCAGCAGAAUCAUGUCUGCCUCCGACUCGAGCGCUACAGGACUCAUCUGUAACAAGGGUUCAGCCGAUUCCUACACUAGUCGACCCUCGGAUUCCGACCUGUCCCUGGAGGAGGACCAGGAGGCGUCUCGGCGUGAAGCCGAGCGCCAGGCUCAGCUGCAGCUAGAGAGAGCCAAGUCCAAACCGGUAGCAUUUGCAGUGAAAACCAAUGUGAGUUACUGUGGGGCCCUUGAUGAAGAUUGUCCAGUCCAAGGUGCUGCUAUUAACUUCGAAACCAAAGACUUCCUGCACAUAAAAGAGAAAUACAACAAUGAUUGGUGGAUUGGUCGACUAGUGAAAGAAGGGGCAGACAUCACAUUCAUCCCGAGCCCAGUCAAACUGGAAGCCAUGAGGAUAAAACAAGAGCAGAAAGCAGCAGCAAGGAAAGGAGGGAACGCUUCAUCUGGAGGCUGGAGGUCCACCCCGCCAUCUGCAGCCAAACAGAAGCAGAAACAGACUGAGCAUGUUCCUCCAUAUGAUGUGGUCCCUUCUAUGCGGCCAGUAGUGCUGGUGGGCCCUUCGCUGAAAGGCUAUGAGGUAACAGACAUGAUGCAGAAAGCCUUGUUUGACUUCCUAAAGCACAGAUUUGAUGGCAGGAUCUCUAUUACACGGGUGACUGCUGAUCUGUCACUGGCGAAGCGCUCGGUGCUGAACAAGAAGGCCAUAAUGGAGAGAUCCAACACACGCUCCAGUCUGGCUGAGGUCCAGAGUGAGAUCGAGAGGAUCUUUGAGCUGGCCAAGUCCCUCCAGCUGGUCGUCCUGGAUGCAGACACCAUCAAUCACCCAGCACAGCUCCUUAAAACCUCUCUGGCUCCCAUCGUCGUAUACGUCAAAGUCUCCUCGCCAAAAGUCCUUCAGAGGCUGAUUAAAUCUCGAGGGAAGUCACAAAGCAAACACCUCAACGUCCAAAUGAUGGCAGGAGACAAGCUAGCACAGUGUCCACCUGAGAUGUUUGAUGUCAUCCUGGAUGAGAAUCAGCUGGAGGAUGCAUGUGAACAUCUUGCAGAGUACCUGGACAUUUACUGGCGUGCUACGCAUCUCCCCUGUUCUGCCCCUGUUAACCCCUUACUGGACCAAAGCGUGGUCACCCCACCCUCAGCUGACUCCAGCCAGCAGUUUUCUGAGACUCAAGAGUUGAUAGAAUGAUCACUACCACAGACAUAGGACGCCUGUGCUGUCGGCUGGGGUCAGACUAGGAGGGCAUAGAGCACAGGGACCAGGGCGCCACCAGGGGGCAGCAGCAGCCCUCAUCUCUCCAAAGCCAGCCACCACCUUCUCUGGCUACACCUGGGGCGAAGAAGAGAACAAGAGCAGAGUCCCUCGGGAGAGAAAAAGGCUGGUGAGCUGAUGGACGAGGAAACACAAAACCAGGGAGAGAAGCAAGAAGAGGAGGACGAAUCAAGAGAGGAGCCUCUCCACCUCACUGCUGCCCCCUUGGGAAGAGCUCCCUGCUCCCACCGCCACGUGACAACUCAGGGCCGCUUUCUACAGCUGCACGCCUACUGCUAACAAAAACCAGUACAGCAGUGCAGUCACUGCACACCACCUCCCCACACCCUUCCUCCCACCCUGACCUUGAUCCCAACUAUCUGCUUUCACACUGGAAGUCACAUCCCCCACCUGGCAAUGCUGAGCCAGCCCAUGUGUGAUCAGACCCCCAGAAGUGGCUAUCCCAGACACACAUAGGCUAAUUCAGCUCUCAUUGUAGACAAAUUACACACCUGUGAAGGCAGAGUAUGUUAGCAUACAGAAUUGUAGCAUAGCAACGCUAUCAGUAUAACACGAAAUACAAACAUGAGUAGCUUUCCAUUGUCGGGUUCGCAGUGUUUCCUCUCUGAUAAACCUGUCUUCCCCCUCUGGCCAAAGAGUGCAGAGAGUGACAGAAAACCAAGUGUGUAUGUCCUCCAUCUCUACAGCUCUCUGUGAGCUGGCAUUCCACUUUAACCAAAUGUUUCCUCAAAGGCACAAUUGUUUCUAGCAGAGUCAACAUCGUCUCACCUGUGUUGGGACACCCAAGGGAAACUUUCCUCUUCCUUUAUCACUUAUUUUCUCUUCUUGUUUAUCUAGUAGCCUUUUUUAAUUAUUCUUUAGUUCCAAUUAUUUUUUUUUACAGUAAGUAUCUAUACUACUAUAUAUAAUUCAUAUCUUGGCUCUCACUAUAGCUGAUCACAUAAGUACGCAACAGUGAUGCAAAACUCAUGCAUGACAAGCACAGACUUGCACAUGAACAGUCUAUAUGCAUCUUUUGUCACAGCUGUGAAUGUAUAAAUGCUGGUCCAUUGUCUUAGGAAGGAUUAUUUACAAUAACUGUGGUUUGUUUGCAGAUGGUUGGUAGCAAAUCCCAUAACCUAACUAAAAUGAAGAAAACAAUUUAUCCAAAAGAAAUAAAUUAAAAAAUAUUCUUUCUGACACAAUUUGACAAACUCAGAGAUAUCAUUUGUAGCAUAACCAGAUAUCAGGAGAUUCACUGAUAUUUCACACAUGUGUAAGUUACUCCAAAAAGGACAUAUGCAUUGCUCCAGUGUCAGGCUUUAUGACUCCUUUAUUGGAGAAACCGUACUCUUAUAACCAGAUGUUGUAAAUUAUGUUUUUAAAAAUUGAUAAUUAACAUUGGCUGUUUAUAGUUUCUUAUUUCUUUGUUUAAUAGGAGAAAAAAAUGAUAAAUUGUGAGAGAUUGAACAAACACAACGUGACUUGGUCUUUUCCAAUGGACUGUAAAACAUAACAUUUUUAUUGAUUAAUAACACAGUUAAAUGUUGCCUCAGCAUGUGUGCUGAAUGUAAUUCUUGGUGAAAUUAGCACUAAAAUAAACACAGCACCACAAAUUACACAGUCAGGAACAUUUUUUUAUUUUACCACAUCACUUGUGUCAUUUACAUCUCACACUUAGUGGUAACUGAAGAAGUGCUGGACUAUAUAGACAUCAAUGGAGCUUCAGAAUUAUUAUCUCAUAAUCGUUUGGCAUUAACAGCUAAAAUAAGCAUGUACAGCAGGCCUAUAAGUAUAUGAAGGGGGACCUCUGGUGGUAUGGUUAUGUUAUUCUUAUAUCCAUAUGGGAAUAUGUACAACUUCCAGUCAUAGCACUAGUUAAAUGUCUUUUCUGAAUAUAACAAAAGCUUCAUUCAAAUGUUACAUAGCCACCAAUUGUCUCUUUUGUGUUUAUUCAAUCAUCUAUUGGCCUCCAUUUCAUAUCUUACAGUAUAAAUGAAUGCAUCUCAAUAAUUCACUGAGGUUCUUUACAUUAAUGCAUCUGCUUUUAACAUAUAAAACUAUAUAAUUCAGCUAACAUACCACUAAUGUAAAUAACCAAAUGUAUGUGCAUGACAUAUGUAUUCCUGUUUCAUCAGAAGGGCUUUUUAGGACCAUCCUCACAUGAGCCAUUCAUUCUUCAUUGUAAAUCAACAUGAGCUGCAUAACCAGUCACAUGUAUCAAGGCUUAAUUGUACAUGCUGUAUAUUCAAUAUGCAGAUAUUAUUAUUAUUAUGAAAUUGCACAGAACAACAAAUGCAGACAGGUAGAAUGGUUUUAGUGACAGUACACAAUUCUAUACUCAAUGCCUCAGAAAGCAUGUAUUGAUACGUAUUUUCCUCUCUUUUUAGAAUGAUGCACUACAGUUAUUUAGGGCCACCGUAAAGUUUGCUUCCACUGACACCCACAUUCAUUUCUGAAGGACCAGGUUUGAGAUAUAUAACUUCUACUUGAUAAAACACAGAGAGCACAUUACCUUCUUUUGAUUAAACAAAUAGAUAUAUUAAAUUGUAUUGCAGGACAUUUCUACGAAAGGUGAAUUAUUCUUUGGACUUCCAAAGCACAAUUUUUUACAAUUAUAAUUUCCUAUUGCGUUUCACUUGCCUAAAUUCUGUAUGCAAUACAAAGUCUAGCAUUGACGAGACACUAGCUGAGACUAUCAAGGUACAGUAUCUCCUCAGUUAUGAUGGGGUAUAAUUGCACUAUUAUCAUUUAUAUGUCUGCUUUACAAUGCAAUAAAUGCACUAAACGUUACGCUGUACCCACCUCCAAUCCUGAACAAGUUAUCUGGUCUGAUGAUGAUGUCAACAUUUCAUGCGGUUUCUGACAAGUCGGCAAGAUAAAUGAUAUCCAACUGUCUGAUGAUGAUAUGUACAGGGUGCAUCUUUUGUCUAUAGCACAUUUGAAAGAGGGGGUGAAUAAAACACAACAACAUUUAAGUA